AUGUUAGAGAGGUGGAGGCGCCCCUUCAUUAUCUUCUCCAUAUACUCCAUUUUGUUGUGUCAUUUUUUAUUUUUAUUUUUUACCAAGCUAGUUGUGAUACGCCGCGUAUCGUUAAGUGGCGAAGGAGGAAGAAGGAACGAAAGCGAAAAAUAA
Molecule: messenger RNA, 153 nt
Organism: Trypanosoma brucei brucei TREU927
Lineage: Eukaryota; Euglenozoa; Kinetoplastea; Trypanosomatida; Trypanosomatidae
Exons: 1
Coding region: 1-153 (50 amino acids)
Source: RefSeq, a predicted model, not a curated record